Molecule: messenger RNA, 3946 nt
Organism: Prinia subflava (tawny-flanked prinia)
Lineage: Eukaryota; Metazoa; Chordata; Aves; Passeriformes; Cisticolidae
Gene: TDRP
Product: testis development related protein
Exons: 4
Coding region: 147-764 (205 amino acids)
Biological process (GO): spermatogenesis
Cellular component (GO): cytosol; nucleus
Source: RefSeq, a predicted model, not a curated record
CUCCCUCCCUCGCUGGCGGCCGGGAGCCCCCGGCGGGGUGACAGCCCUGCCGAGCGCAGCCGCUCCGGCCGGGGCUGCGGAGCAGCGCCCGCGCCCGCCUCGGCCCGCUCGCUGCCGGGACGCAGCGGGGCCGUCCCGCGCCCGCCAUGUGGAAGCUCAACAAGAGCAGCAAAGUUCUGCUGGACGACUCGCCCGAGGAGGAGGAGACGCGUCCCCGCGGGCCGCCGCCCGCCGCCGCCUUCGCGGCCCCCCAGAAUAAAGACCAGUUGCUUCAUGACGAAGUUUCAUCUUCAGUGUCACAUCUUGCAACAAAGGUCCAAGGUGCAAGUUUCCGGGGUUGGAAGGAAGUGACAUCUAUGUUCAAUAAAGAUGAUGAACAGCAGUUGCUAGCAGGAUGCAAGUCUCCAAAAUCCAAAGGAACAAACCUAAAAUUAAAAGAAGAGAUGAAGUCUGAAAAGAAGCCAGGUUUUUGGGACAGUUUGGUGAUAAAGCAGAAUGUUCCAUCUAGGAAACCAGAUGAGAUUGAGGGAUGGGAACCACCACAGAUCACCACUGCUGACUCUACCAGUGGUGCAGCAACUCCUUUAAGUGACUAUACAGCCUGGUCAGGCUGGGAAGAUGAAACCAAAGGCUCCACAAAAUACACAAACCUGGCCAGCUCAGGAAACAGUUCCAGGUGGAGUAUCAAAUCAGCUGGAAAGCUGGUUAGUAUUAGACGUCAGAGCAAAGGUAAUCUUACUGACAACUGGGAAGAACUAGAAUGAUACUGGUAAUGUGAAAUACUUUAUACGUAAGAAGAGAACAGUUCCAUGAUUUACUCACUUGUUUAAACCAAAAUCAAAUCUGCUCAAUAUUGCACCUUUAUACAGUACUUUGUUUUAUUCAGAUUGUUACAAAUUUUUGCUCACCUGAUAGAAAAUUUUCUUAUUACAUUGUUAAUAGUUAUGUUUUCCACACUGAAAAAAAAAGUAGAGAAUCUAUUUUGUGCCUAUACUUCACAUUCAGACUCUGCAGUAUGUCAGAUUGUUGGUUUUACCAAAAAAAAAAAAGUAAUUCCUUAGUGAAUGUAUACACUGGUUGUAAAUUUGACUGCCUUAUGAAGGAACUUCCAGUAGCUUGAGGUCCUGCUUCUUUUCUGGUAUUUGAGGGCAAAAUUUUAGUUUUGAUGCUGUCCCUUUUAAGCUAAGAAUACUGAUAAGUUGCUUGUAGGAAGAGUGCUCGUACUCAGUACUGUUUUCCAAAUCUUCAGCCUCAGCAUAUGCUUCAGCUUGUGCAUACAAGAUGCUUACUGCCACAUUGGGCUGUACUUUGUGUGACAUGGGAAAAAACCAUUCUAGUGCAAUUCCUUCCAUUGCAAGAUUGUCACCAGCACUUGGGUAAAAUGGGUCUUGCAGAGUUGGGGUCUUUUUGUGUUUUGGAUUCUUUUUUUCCUAUGUGGGGUUUUGGUUGGGGUGGGGUUUUUUGUUUUUUUUUGGUUGGUUUGUUUGUUUGUUUUGGUUGUAUUUUUGGGUGGGUUUUUUUUUUGUGUGUGUGUGGUGGUUUUUUUUAUGGUUUUUGUUGUUGUUGUUUUGUUUUUGGGUUUUUUGGGGUUUUUUUUCUGUUUUGUUUUGUUUUUUGGUUUCGGGGUUUUUUUUGUUGUUGGUUUGGUUUGGUUUGGUUUUUUUUUUGGUUGUUGGUUUUUGUUUUAUUUUGGUUUUGAUUGGUUUUUGGUUUUUUGAAUAUUGAACUUUUUUUGACAAAGAUAAGCUUCUCAAUUUUUAAGAUGCAUCUUAUGCCAAAAAUAGAAGUGAUUGAAAAUUUGGAAAACAGCACUGAGCAAAGUGUAAGAUGAUCUCAAUAUUCUGAGGGAAUAUUGAAUCUGGAUAUAGGAAUAAGUUACUUCUUAGGAAAGGGCAUAUGUUUUCGUUUCUUUACAAUAGCUGAUCCUUGUUCUACAAACAACUUUUUUGGUUUUGACUGUGUUUCCUUUCUUCCCACUGCAUAAGCAAUGAUUGAAUUAUACUCUGGCAUUUUCAGGGUAGCUGAGUAACUGAGCCAUUGCAAAUAUGUGCAUGCACACAAUUUCUGAAGCAUUUUUGUUGAAAAGUUCCAUCUUAUUAGCUACUGAUACUUUAAUUGUUUGGUAAAAGAAGGUGAAACAUUAAACUUGAGAUUUGAAAUGUAUAUAUGCCUAAUAAAAGUGCCUCUUUUUAGCAUAUUCUCACUAGUGGUGCAGCUGAUGUCAGAUCCAAAGUUAGUUUCUAUUUUGUUUAUGUGAUCCACACAAAGACUACUUUAACAUUCAUGAAUGAAAAUCAAACCAAAAGUUUCAUAAGAAGUGAACAGUAGGCCUUUUCUCUCCUGAUUGUUAAGCUGGAGUAACAGAACUGAAAUUUGACUGUCUAGCAAUAUGGCCAGUGUGUCAGAAGAUGAAGCUAGCAGGUUAGAGAAAAACAGCAUUUUUACAAGUAUGGACAGACCUUUAUACUACAGAUGUCUUGUAAACAUAUUUUUGGAAGACGCUUAUGCUGAUGAAAAGGGAUGCAUGCAAUUUUUUUCUAAGCUUGUUUCUGUUACUGCUCCAUCACUCUUCCCUUAGCUCUCUCUUUCUCCUUUCUCCCCCAAUCCAUGUAUAGUUUUCUGGCUUGCAGUUCCUGCAUAGCUCUUUUUUGGAGAUUCCUGCUGAGAUGUGCCUGGAGGGAAACUGCAGCAAAAUGGUUUCAGUUGGUUGGGUUUUUUUUUUUUUUCCUAAUACUGAUUGGAUGCUAAAAGACAUUGCUCUUAAGUUUACAAAAAGGAACGGUGAUGUUUUGUGCUACAAAACAGAAUCUUGCAACUGGCAAAUGUACUUGUAAAAAUUGCAUUAGAUAUUAAAAAAUAUUAAUAGGGGAGGAAAGGUUAGCAUUUAUAUUGCAUUGUUAGUCUGUGAGUAACCUGUUUUUGCCUUGGACAAGUAUGUAUGCUGAGGUUAAUUAUAGGAAAGAAUUAGUAUUCUUGGGUAAAGUAUGCUGCAUUUUAUAGUUUAUGGAAUACCUUCUAAGGCAUGAGCUAAUAUUUAAUUUGGUUGUUGGUGCUGAUCUGAAAAAACAGAAAAAGCUCUGUUAGCAGCCCUUAAUAUUUUGCUCUCAAAGAUGGACUGAGAACUUUUAAUUUCACUCCUGAAGAAACUAUUUAUACUGUGACCAGUAAGGGUUUUGCCUUGCACAUUAUACUGUCAAGUGCCUGUUUCUCACCUUGAUGAUGUGUUUGAUGCACAGCUUAACUGCAACCUUUUUCAAUUUGUUUUUAGAUGUAUGAUAAGGAAUAUGCUCACAAAUCUGAAGUCUAUUAUAAAACAAAAGUGGGAAAUUGAGAUAUGUAAAAUUCCAGUUUCACUCCUAGUGAUGAAAGUUUUGAUGUGCUUUUUAAGUGGUAUUUCCUCAGAAAUAACCAUUUUAAGGAUCAACAUUAUUAAAUUUAAUAUAAUUUAUUGUUAUGUUUUAAUAAUGUAUUUGUCUGUUAUAAACAUGAGAAUUUUCCUUCUCAUGUUUAUAAAUGUGUCUGAAUUUUCAGGAUGGGGUCCUUUCAUCUUUUACUUUUGUUAGAUGCUUAACUACAUUAAAUGUUAUAAGCUUAAGCUAUACACAGCUCCAUAUGUGGAAUAAGUGUAGAAAAUGUCCCUUAAUAUUUGUUUUGAAAUUGCAUUUCAAUCUAUGUGAAAUGUUUUAGAAGAAGGUAGCAUUAAGAUUGUAUGAUAAGAUUGCACAAAAUAAAAUAUAGUUUAUAUUGCUUUCUCGUAGCCAAUCUGCAUGAUUGUUGGCGUGGUUUUAAUGGGAAUUAAAAGCUUUCUGUGGCUGUUACUGGUCACUUAGCUCUGAGCAAAGUUCUUUCCGAGUAUUUUUAUUUAUUAGCAUCAUUUGCAAAAAGAAAAGUAGUAUUUUCCAUAUGAAUAAAGAUUUAGUUUGAACUGAAAUGCUUUAUUCUUUGA